AAAGUAUUGGAAACAAUGUUACUAAUAGAGUUUAUAUUUAAGAGUAUGUCAUGGAUAUAUUUGUUUUUUUUUUCCCUGAGAGCUUGUUAUUAUACAUGUACCAGCAUGUCACUACUGGAUAGAUAGAUUUUCAAAUCUGUCUUUAGCCUUUAGCGAUUCAAUCUAAAAAUUUUUUUUCAAACACACCUAAGACAAGUUCUGAGGAGGAAGUUCUUUAAGGAGCUCUUGGCCCAGUUUCUUUGGAGUGCCCUUUGAUCCAGUUCUUUUUGUAUUAUAGGAUAGGCCUGGCAUCUGAUUAGGCAUAACCUGAUAGCUGUGCUGAGGGAAAGAUGUGGAAGACUUUCCUGCUGCCCAAGGUCCUGACUUUGGGGGUCCUGGUUCUCCUGAUUCAAGCCCCAGGACAUCAUGCAGAUGACCUCAUCAGGACUACUGAGUCUGGACAGGUCCAAGGGACUCAAAUCAGUAUCAAGGGGAUUGACAAAAGUGUCAAUGUUUUCCUGGGAAUCCCCUUUGCCAAACCCCCUGUGGGGGCCCUGAGGUUUUCUCCUCCACAACCACCGGAUUCGUGGAGCAAUGUGAGAGAUGCAACUGCUCAUCCACCCUCGUGUUUGCAUGAUGUCACUGCACUAAAAAGAAUGGCCAUGGUCAUGAAAGUAAACGUCCCUACUACUGCCGUUUCUGAAGACUGUUUGUACCUCAACAUCUAUGUUCCUGUCCAUGCAAAGGAGGGGGACAGAUUGCCGGUGAUGGUGUGGAUCCAUGGUGGUGCUCUAGUUUUUGGCGGUGCUUCCAUAUAUGAUGGUUCUGUGCUGUCUGCCUCCCAGAAUGUGGUAGUGGUCACCAUCCAGUACAGGCUGGGUGUCCCUGGGUUCUUCAGCACUGGGGAUGAGCAUGCACCUGGCAACUGGGGUUACCUGGAUCAGGUGGCUGCCCUGAGGUGGAUCCAGAAGAACAUUGCCCACUUUGGAGGAGAUCCUGGCUGUGUGACCAUCUUUGGGCAGUCUGCUGGGGGAAUCAGUGUUUCCUCACAUGUUCUCUCUCCCAUGUCCAAAGGCUUGUUCCACAGAGCAAUCAUGCAGAGCGGUGUGGCCACACUCCCUGGCUUUAUUUACCACAGAUCAGAAAUGGUUACAAAUGUUGUUGCCAAUCUGUCUUCUUGCGAUAGACAUGAUUCUGCCUCCAUGGUUCAGUGCCUGAGGAGCAAGUCUGAGGAUGAGAUGCUGGCCAUCACCAAGCAUUUCAAGUUGAUCCCUGGUGUAGUUGAUGGGCAAUUCUUCCCCAAACAUCCUGAAGAGUUGCUGGCUACAGAAGAGUUCUACCAUGUCCCUUCCAUCAUCGGUGUGAACAACCAUGAAUUUGGCUGGGUUAUUCCUGUGGGAAUUGACGUUCCCGGAUUUAAGGACAACAUGGAUAAAAACAACAUCCAAUCAGCAUUGCACGCUCCAUUUUUGGGUCUUCCUCCUCAGCUUAUACGUUUGAUGAUGGAAGAGUAUGUAAGAGAUACUGAGGACCCUGGAGAAUAUCGAGCUCAAUUCCAGGAAAUGAUGGGGGAUUUAAUGUUUAUUAUUCCUUCCCUCAAAGUGGCCAAACAUCAUCAGGGUCCCAGCUCUCCGGUCUACUUUUAUGAAUUGCAGCACCGACCAAGCAUGUUUAAUGGCGUGAAGCCGGAUUUUGUGAAAGCUGACCAUGGUGAUGAAGUGCAUUUUAUCUUUGGAGUGCCUUUUUUAGGAGAUGGAAGAGAAGAGGAAAAACUCCUGAGCCACAGGAUAAUGAGCUACUGGGCAAACUUUGCCCGUCAUGGGGACCCAAAUGGUGCAGACCUUAUUCACUGGCCAGUCUAUGACCAGAAAGAAGAAUACCUACAGCUGAAUUUGCAGUUUUCUGUGGACAAGAGCCUGAAGAGGGAUAAGUGGGAGUUCUGGACCAAGACUGUGCCUCAGAAGAUGAAGGAAUCACAGGAUGAAAAAGCUCAUGUGGAGUUGUGAUCUCUAAGCAUAAUCAUUUUUGCAAUUGUUCCAAACCAAUAACACUCAAUCAUUUGCUUUGAGUAGGUCCUUCGUCUCAACUAAAGUAUAAUGUAGUUGUGAGAGAAAUACUUUGGCUCUUACUCAUUACUGCUAUGGGAGAAGAAUGUAAAUGAAAUCCAGAAGGAAAAAAGCAUUAAUAUAGUACCUACUCUGUGCUGGCAACUGCACUAAGGAAACACAAAUAUCAUCUCAUUUGAAAAGGACCUUGCAAUUCUGAGACAGUGGGGAUCUGAUGAGAGCAGCCGGUUCAUCCUUUCUCUAGAGAAAAAAACCUCUAGUUCAUUUUUAGAAUUAUAGUGGAGAUGGCUUAUUUUUCUGUCAUUGUAUCUCUAGGGCACUUGGUAGAGAAAUAAUUAAUGCUUUGAUCGAUCGA
Trichosurus vulpecula (common brushtail) is the source of this 2400-nucleotide messenger RNA. Its product is annotated as cocaine esterase-like. The record is from RefSeq and is a predicted model, not a curated record. Bases 330 to 1985 code for a protein of 551 amino acids. The transcript has 13 exons. NCBI's taxonomy places the organism in Eukaryota, Metazoa, Chordata, Mammalia, Diprotodontia, Phalangeridae.